AUGAUGACGAUACCAAGACUAGUCACAAUGGAUAGUAACUUAGAAAUACGUUACUACCUCUACAGUGGGUAGUAACAUAUGUGUGGUGUCAUGUAACACUUUAUUUAUUACUCCCCCUUUCCGGUUUAUAGGACUCAAAUCUGAAAUCUCAUCAACCAAGGCACAUGGUGAGUGGUGGAAUGUAUCUCGUGCUUUACAAAACCACUCAAACUAAAUUGAUGCAUUAAUUAGGAUUAAGUACACUGCAUGCAUGCUUGGCCACUAGAUGAGUAGAAGCAUUACAUGCAUUGGUGAGUUUUUCUUCAUUCUUGCAUGCGAAGAUUUAAUGCGCCUCGAAAUCUCAAAAGGAGAUGAAGAUGAGCCCUUUAAAUUGAAAAAAUGAAAAAUUUGAGAUAAGCCUUAUAAACCGGAAAGGAGGGAGUAAGUUGUAGACUCAUCUUGUCCUGGUAUGUGUGAUAUUACAGUGGGGAGUAGCUAUGUUAUCACAUGCCUCUCUUUCCUUAUUAAUUAUUGGUCACAUCAUCUGUUUUGCCUAGAGAUGUGUGAUGUUAUCACCUAUUUUAUUUCCAUGGUGGGUAGUCUAAUUGGGGCAUCAUUUUCAGAGUCCGGGCAGCCUUAGAGUAAGUACAAUAGACCUGAGUCAGCGGGCUAUAAGGAAUAAACUAGUAUAUUUUUGCUUAGUUUGAGGAAAGAGAAGAGGAGAGGGAAGGUAAACGGGCUCUUCAUGAAGAGCCAGCUCUAGCACGUGCUCCUAGGCACUUUGAAAGAAUGGAAGGUAAGACACAUAAUAAAAAAAUAGUACACUUUUUUGAUCUACUAUUGUACAUGUUGACUAUAAAAUGAGCUGUAAAUGACAUGGCACUGGCUUAUAACCAGCAGCUGGCUAUACUAUUGACCAUGCUCUUAGGGGAACAAAUGUGUUUCGUUGCCGACGUGUAGCAAAGGCUAGGUGGAUCCGUGAAAGGUCGGGUCGUGGAAAGGUGGUGGCCACUUUGUUGCGGUGGACGUGGAAAGGUGGGAGCUGUGUGACUGAAAUGGCUCUAUAAAUUCCGCAGCCAGCGACGCGGGAUGCAGCGGCACAAUUCAAAACAAGAGUUCCAAAGUAAAGCAGCUCAACUGCGCCAUGCAUGCAACUCGAACAUCCAGUCUCGAGCUCCAGGGUGAAAGCCUAGGUCUUCACCCAAAUUGAUUAAACCUGGCAAUGGUGAUGUUUCUACGUUGUUACCAUGUUGACAAAGUGUGGUAUUGCAAGCCCUAGAACCAAACAGCCCCUUACUUCUUGAUCCUUAAAAAAAAAAUUAGUAAAGGGACGUGGCGAUGAAGAAAAUGGCUCUAUAAAUUCCCAUGAGGUGCAGCCAACGACGAGGCAUGCAGCGGACAACUCAAAAGAAGAGUUUCAAACUAAAGCAGCUCAACUGCGCCAUGCAUGCAAACAAGACUUCUCCAGCGAAGCAGAAGGAGGGACGUGACAUCUCCGUGGACAUGUACCCGUUCAUACGCAAGUACAAGGACGGCAGCAUCGAGCGUUUCCUGCGCAGCCCAUUCGUGCUGGCGUCGCCGGAUCAGGGCGGCAACCGCGGGGUGGCGACGAGGGACGUCGUCGUCGACAAGGCCACCGGCGUGUCUGUGCGCCUGUUCCUCCCGUCCCGUGCCGCCGACACCGCAGGCAGGAAUCGGCUUCCCCUCGUCAUCUACGUCCAUGGCGGCUCGUUCUGCACGGAGAGCGCUUUCGGGCGGACGUACCACCGCUACGCGACCUCCCUCGCCGCCAGCGCCGGAGCCCUCGUCGUGUCGGUGGAGUACCGUCUAGCGCCGGAGUUCCCCAGACCCGCGGCAUAUGACGACGCGUGGGCCGCGCUCCAGUGGGCGGCGUCCUCGUCCGACCCAUGGCCGGAGUUCCCGCCGUACGGGGUGGACCGGCUGUGGCCGUUCGUCACGGCCGGCCAGGCCGGCAACGAUGACCCCCGGAUCGACCCUCCGGCCUCGGAGAUCUCAUCGCUGGCUUGCCGCCGCGUGCUCAUCGCCGUGGCCGGGAAGGACACUCUGCGGGACCGCGGCCUCGACCUGGCGGCCCGCAUGCGCGAUCACGACGCGCCGUGGCCUUGGAUGACGCCGGGGCGCCGCGAGGUGACGGUGGUGGAGUCGGAGGGCGAGGACCACGGCUUCCACCUCUACUGUCCGCUGAGGGCCACCAGCAAGAGGCUCAUGGGGAGCAUCGUGGAGUUCAUAAACCAGCAGCCCAGCUCGUCGCCUGCUAAUCCUAUGGUGCUCGGCGUGCCCACGACGCUGUUCAAGGACGUGUUUGGGUAUGGCACGACCAUGAAGUCCUGGGGCACACGGUCCAGUAUGGCACAUAACAGAGCACACGGUUCUGGCGCGCACGGUCCCGUAUGGCCAUCCAACAAAAUCUCAGUUCGACUGCCGAUGCCUGCUGGUAAAGCUCAUCACAAACAACAUCCAUUAUCUGCUGCGGCUCCGUGGGGUUGUGUGAUGAACAAGUUUUUCUAGAUGACGGCCAGCCUGAUCAACAUCCGUUAACUGCUGCUGUAUGGCAUGGCCAAGAAGUCCUGGAGCACACGGUCCUGUAUGCCCUUCUCCUACGUAUACUACACUAAAUAAAACACAAAGACUCUGCUACGUAGUACUCCAUUAAUUACUCUA
Aegilops tauschii subsp. strangulata is the source of this 2661-nucleotide messenger RNA. The record is from RefSeq and is a predicted model, not a curated record. NCBI's taxonomy places the organism in Eukaryota, Viridiplantae, Streptophyta, Magnoliopsida, Poales, Poaceae.